Trematomus bernacchii (emerald rockcod) is the source of this 1248-nucleotide messenger RNA. RefSeq names its product palladin-like. The record is from RefSeq and is a predicted model, not a curated record. NCBI's taxonomy places the organism in Eukaryota, Metazoa, Chordata, Actinopteri, Perciformes, Nototheniidae. The coding region runs from base 1 to 1017 and encodes 338 amino acids. The transcript is spliced from 6 exons.
AUGAAAGACAUGAAGAUAGAGGAGCCCAAACGCAGCGAGCAGCGAGGGGACAGAUGGGCCGAGAACACGACCCGAAACACAGACCUGACGCCGCUCGGCUGCAGAGACACACGCUUCUUUCUGCCUCUUUAUCCUCCAGGAAACACAAGCCUGGACCCCCGGGAGCAGCAGAGAGGACACACACAGCUUCAAGGAUGCAGGACGGGAGCUGGAACCCGCCCGAGGCGUCCUCUGAGGGGGGGGGGCCCGCACCUGGACCCAGAGCUGGAGGGGGGGUUCGCUGACCUCACGGCCUUCCUGAGUGCAGAGGAGAUCCACCGCAGCCUGGACCUGGCCCUGGAGGCCUUCGGGGGAACAUUAGAGGACCCAGAAUCCUCCAAAACUGCUGAAAACCCCCAAACUAAAGCUUCCUCUCCAUCUGAAGGUGAUGGUGCAGCAUCUGAAGCCCCGCCCCUCAUUAAACACACGUCCAGAGAGGUGGAGAAGCCCACCCCCCGUCUCAAACCCUUGCCCCCCGUCUAUAAACAGGAUAAGCCCCGCCUCCUUCAUGAAGGUCUGGAGCUAAACGACCGCGCGGCGUCGACAUCAGAGUUCUGCAGCCGCGCCGCCACCUUCAUCGAGGAGCUGUCCUCCAUCUUCAGAGGCUCCGCCCACCAGGAGGACGACGCCUCCUCUCCGGACAGCGGGUACCUGACCCCCCACGGACAAAAACAGACAACCGCUCCUCCUCAAAACCCCCGCCUGGAGGAGGAGGAGGAGGAGCAUCACCAGGAGGAGGAGACGGCAAAACAGGAGGAGGAGCAUCCCAGCGAGCCAGCAGGGGGUCCUGACGCUCCUCCAGUGUACCACCACCACCACCUCCAUCACCCCCCCCUCUGCUGCUCCAUCUCAGAUCCCGCUGACCCCCCCCUGUUUCCUGCAGAAACUGAAGAGCCAGGAGGUGGCCGAGGGGAGCCCCAUCCGUCUGGAGUGCAGAGUCACAGGAAACCCCCCCCCUCUCGUCAGGUGGUUCUGUGAGGGUCGGGAGCUUCACUCUUCGCCUGAUAUCCAGAUCCUGAGCGAUGAAGACCUGCAGACGCUGGUGAUCAACGAGGCGUUCGAGGACGAUACGGGACGAUACACCUGCGUCGCUUCAAACAGCACGGGGGCCGACAACACAUCCGCUGAGGUCUACAUCGAGGGAGCGUCGUCCACAGACUCCGAGGGAGAAGGAGGAGCGCCCAAGACCCGCUCAGGAAACAUGCCUCA